Molecule: messenger RNA, 483 nt
Organism: Neopelma chrysocephalum (saffron-crested tyrant-manakin)
Lineage: Eukaryota; Metazoa; Chordata; Aves; Passeriformes; Pipridae
Product: protein EFR3 homolog B-like
Exons: 3
Biological process (GO): protein localization to plasma membrane
Cellular component (GO): plasma membrane
Source: RefSeq, a predicted model, not a curated record
GUUUCCGUGGGAUUCCAGUGCAGCAACAUGCUGACGGCUCUUCCCAGCGCAUUCCUGGAUCGGCUCCUCUCUGCCGCCCUCAUGGAAGAUCCCGAAAUCCGCCUCUUUGUCCUGGAAAUCCUCAUCAGCUUCAUCGACCGCCACGGGAAUCGUCACAAGUUCUCCCCCAUCAGCACCAUCAGCGACGUCUCCGUCCUGAAGCUGAAGGUGGAGAAAUGUUCCCGCCAGGAUUCCGUCUUCAUGAAGAAGCACGGGCAGCAGCUGUACCGGCACAUCUUCCUGGUUUCCAAGGAGGAGAACAACGUCCGGGCUCACUACGAGGCCCUUUACGGGCUCCUGGUGCUGCUCAGCAUCGAGUUGGCCAACGACGAGGUGCUGGUGGAUCUCAUCCGACUCGUCCUGGCCGUCCAGGUGCACGGGAACGCCCGGAAUUUCCGGGAUUUCUGGGAUUUUGGGGAUUUAAGGGAUUUUCGGGGUCUCUAG